Molecule: messenger RNA, 4020 nt
Organism: Rhineura floridana
Lineage: Eukaryota; Metazoa; Chordata; Lepidosauria; Squamata; Rhineuridae
Gene: HGF
Product: hepatocyte growth factor
Exons: 19
Coding region: 369-2534 (721 amino acids)
Biological process (GO): proteolysis; negative regulation of apoptotic process; positive regulation of protein phosphorylation
Molecular function (GO): serine-type endopeptidase activity; signaling receptor binding
Source: RefSeq, a predicted model, not a curated record
CGCCCUGGGCGCGUGCCAGCUGAGUCCUCCCCCAGAAACACGGGAUAUGGGCGGCUUUUUGCUGCCCUUUAGUAGGUGUCUGCGGUGGUCCCUGCGCCCUUCGAGUUUACCACGCUCUCUGGACUGGCUUGCAUGCAAGACCGAGAGCGAGCGAGAGCAGAGGCAGGGGGGGAGUUGUUUCAACACUUUCUUACCGUAAGAGGGAGUUGGGACCCGGAGUUUUUCCAGUUAAUCACACAACAAAACUUGGCUGAUCGCAAUAAAAAGCAGCUCGGCUCACCCUGUCUCCGCUAUUGACCGGCUAGGCAUCUCCUCUUCAUCUCCUUUGGCAACCUUUGGGGUAGUGCAAAAAAAGCCACAAACCACCCAUGUGGACCAACCAGAUUUUGCUACUCGGACUCAUUCUUCAGUCCAUCAUCACCAUCCCUUUGGCAGAAGCCAAAGGGAAAAGAAACCCCCUUCAUGACUACAGAAAGACAGCUGAUACUAUAAUAGCGAGAACAGACAAGACACUGAAAGUGAAGACCAAGCUGCUAAACUCCACGGAACAGUGUGCUAAGAGAUGCAACAGAAGUAAAGGACUUUCAUUCUCUUGCAAGGCUUUUGCAUUUGAUAAAACUACCAAACGCUGCCAUUGGUUAUCCUUUACUACCCUAGAAAAUGGAGUGAAGAGCAGGCAAGACAACGCAUUUGACCUGUAUGAAAAGAAAGACUAUGUUAGAAAUUGUAUCAUUGGUAAAGGAGCAAGUUAUAAGGGAGCCAUAUCAGUCACAAAAAGUGGCAUCCAGUGUCAGGCAUGGAAUUCCACAAUACCUCAUGAACACAGCUUUUUGCCUUCGAGCUAUCGAGGUAAAGAUCUUCGGGAAAACUACUGCCGAAAUCCCCGAGGAGAAGAAGGUGGGCCCUGGUGUUUUACAAGCAAUCCAACGAUCCGUCAUGAAGUCUGUGACAUUCCCCUGUGUUCAGAAGUUGAAUGCUUGACGUGCAAUGGGGAAGGCUAUAGAGGCCCUAUGGACCACACAGAAACUGGCAAGGAAUGUCAACGCUGGGACCUUCAGAGACCACACGGGCACCCAUUUCGUCCAGAGAGAUAUCCUGACAAAGGCUUUGAUGAUAAUUACUGCCGCAAUCCGGAUGGUAAGCCGAGGCCGUGGUGCUACACUCUUGACCCAAACACCCCCUGGGAGUUUUGCACAAUUAAAAUGUGUGCUCAGAAUGCGAUGAACAAUUCUUCAGCAGCCACUGAAACGACAGAGUGUGUCAGAGGACAAGGAGAGGGCUACCGUGGUACUGUGAGCAACAUAUGGAAUGGGAUUGAGUGUCAGCGUUGGGACUCCCAGACUCCCCAUCAACACAACUUCACACCACCGAACUUUAAAUGCAAGGACUUAAGAGAGAACUACUGCCGUAAUCCAGAUGGAGCUGAGGCGCCCUGGUGUUUUACUACCAACCCAAACAUUCGUAUUGGGUAUUGCUUUCAAAUACCAAAAUGCGAUGCGCCAAGCGAGCAAGUUUGCUAUCGAGGGAAUGGGACGAAUUAUAUGGGGAAUUUGGCCCAGACACGCUUUGGCUUAACAUGUUCUUUGUGGAAUAAAAACAUUCAAGACUUACGGAGGCAUCUACCAAUAUACAGAGAACCAGAUAUCAGCAAGUUGAAGAAAAAUUAUUGUCGUAAUCCAGAUGAUGAUGUUCAUGGUCCUUGGUGCUACACAAGUGAUCCUCGCAUUCCCUGGGACUAUUGCCCUGUAUUUAGAUGUGAAGAUGACACAGUUCCUAUGAUGAGCAGUUUAGACUCUCCUGUCAUUUCAUGUGCCUCAACAAAACACCUGAGAGUUGUUAAUGGAAUCCCAACUCAACCUGACAAAGGAUGGAUGGUUAGUUUGAAGGACAGCAGAGGCAGGCACUUCUGCGGAGGUUCAUUAAUAAAAGAAGACUGGGUCCUGACAGCAAAGCAGUGCUUUCCUUCCUGGAACAAUCUCAAAGACUGUCAAGCAUGGCUUGGAAUCCAUAAUGUUGAAAGAGCACAUGAAGAGAAGCAUAAGCAAGUUCUGAAUAUCUCCCAGCUGGUAUAUGGCCCUAAAGGAUCAGAUCUAGUAUUGCUGAAGCUUUCCAGGCCAGCAGUAAGCAGUGAUGCUGUGGCUAUCAUCAGGUUGCCCAUUUCUGGAUGUACCAUUCCAGAAGGCACUACUUGCACUGUUUAUGGAUGGGGACAUACAGGAAAUGCAGCCUUUGAUGGGCGACUUCGAGAAGCAAACAUGAUCAUCAUGGGACAUGAGCGCUGCAAUCAGGAUUUUGGAGCAAAUGUAGCCAUGAAAGAAUCAGAAAUGUGUGCCAGGGCUGAGAGCAUUGGCAGUGGAACUUGUGAGCGGGAUUAUGGUGGUCCAUUGGUCUGUGAGCAAAACAAAAUUAAACUAGUAGUGGGAGUGAUCAUUCCUGGGCGUGGAUGUGCAAUUCGCAGACGACCUGGGAUUUUUGUCAGGGUGGCCUUCUAUUCCAAAUGGAUACAUAAAAUCUUAAUGACAUACAGAUCAUAGCUGAACGCUCCAGUACAGAAAACAAAUUCCAGUUGUGGGAACAUUUUGGAAAGUAUGAAAUCAAAGUGUAAUGGAAAGAUCAUUAAUUCUUUAAACAAACAGCAAAAAUCAAGUACUGCUUGUGAUGGAAUCUGAAAAACAAAGAAAGGGGAACAGAACGAUAUUUGGCAAAGAAUUUGUGCUUCAUAUAUUCCUAUGGAUAUUGCUUGUUGGUACCCGUGGUACUUUACCAUGCAAGUGUUACAGUUACAGCACUCAUGCUACGAAGGACACUGUCAAGGAAUUAUGUAAUGACUUUAGUAACAUUUCUCUUCUAUUAUACCUGGACAACUGUUGGGAAGUUCAUCACCUGAACAAGCAGUUUUCCUCAUGGAGCAAACUCCAAAGUAGGUUUUGAUUAUCUAUGUUGUUUCCUUACAUGUGCAUAAUUUUUAUAUUUGCAUUGUAUCUGUGCUAUUUGAUUAUUGUGCUAAAACCUUCAUUGAGUUCAAAAUGUGCAGAGCAACUUAAGACAGAUCUCAACAUUACAAGAAACAUGAAGUAUCUACCCAAAAAUGGCAGCCUAUGUCUAUUCCCUCCUGCCCCUCAGCAACAUAGAAUACAACUUACUCCAUGUCCUGAUGUCACUGCACUGUGUGUUAAAUGAUGUCAGGGCAUGGGUGAGUAGAACAAGAUGUUACUAAUGAAGAAAGUGGAACUCAGCACAGUUUCAGUGGGCAGCCCUAUGCUUUUUGGAACAUCUACUUACAUCUUUAGUCCUUUAAUCUGUGCCUGUUAGCACCCCGUUAAAAAUGCAAUGGGAAUAUUGACAUGAACAGACAGUGGAAAAAUAGGGCAGAUAAAUUUUUGUUCGAGGUCAAAAUCUUGAUUCAUUGCUUGAAAUGAAUAGAUGUGUUUUGUGUGUGGAAUUUGGUUUGAAAGAUGCAGAAGAUGAAUAGUUUAAUAUGAGUUUUUUAAAAAAAAUAAAUAAAUGGAUGUUUUAAUUUAUUGUUGUAUUGGUUUUACCAUACACAUGCCUUCAGGUGAUGCUUAGGAAGCAGAGGUUUUUUUUUAAUUUGUUUUUACCUUAGUGGGAUUGUAUUGUCCUUUCUAAAAUAUAUAUAAAAAGAUUAUGGGUCAAGUCAUCCCCUGAGAAAUCAGUAGGUUUCAGUUUAUUUGAUUUAUGAUGAUACAUUAUGCCAUAUUAAAAGUGCUCUUUCUUUUCCAUGUUUACUGGUAUAUUAUUAAUUUGUUAGUAUUGGCCUGCUGAUGAAAAGAACCAUGUAAUUUUCUUAAACUCAUUAUUGAGAGUAUCACUUCAGUUUUACAGUGCUGUAAAUGGAACACAGUUUAAUUUUUUCUUCAAUAUUUUCCUGUAUAAAUAGAUGCGGCCAGUUGAUGUUGAUGCUACUACCACUUGGAAAUCUGUUUAACACUAUGGCUCUGACUUUACAAUAAUUAUGUAACUAAGGGCAUCAUCACUAGCCAUUAAAGUUGGUAUUUUUGU